GGCUGUCAGGGUUCCUCCUGCUAUCUCAUCAGAAGAUCGUUUGAAUUAGUCAGAAUUUUGAGAAGUUAACACAUUGGGCCACAAUGAUGAAUACUUCGAGAGACAAUUUGAGUUGUUCGCCCCCUAAGCGGUUGGCAGAAGCUGUUAAGAAUGAAGGCAGGAAGACUGAAGGACCUUCAGGUACUCUGGACGUUUACACUCUUCCUCUGGAACCCCAGAUGGUAGAGGGAUGCAAGUGCUUCAUGUUUGGAAAAGCCUCCGGUAAAAUGAACCGCACCAUCAUGGUUCUAGGAGCCACUGGGGCGGGGAAGUCCACCCUGGUCAACAGGAUGAUCAACUACAUCCUGGGGGUCACAUGGGAGGAUACCUUUAGAUUCAAGUUGGUAGACGACGGCACGGCCAAGUCUCAGGCUCACAGCCAGACCUCUGAAGUCACCGUGUACAAGCUCAACCACCGAGAGGGCUUCAAGUUUGACUACUCCCUGACUAUUGUCGACACACCGGGUUUUGGAGACACGAGAGGCAUAGAGAGCGACAGGGUGAUUUUAACUCAGCUGAAAAAGGUCUUCUCAGCUAAACAUGGAGUCAAAGAGAUUGAUGCCAUUUGCGUCGUGGCCAAAGCAUCUCUAAAUCGGCUUACACAAACACAGAAAUACAUCUUUGACGCAGUGCUCAAAAUAUUUGGCAAAAAUGUGGCAGAAAACAUCCGGAUUUUGGUGACAUUCUCAGAUGGCACACCACCUGCGGUUCUCAAUGCGAUCAUAGAGGCCGGGAUCCCAUGUCCUAAACUGAAAAAUGGUUUACCAAUUCACUUCAUCUUCAAUAACGCUGAUAAAAUGAUACCUGAUGCAAACAACGAAGAUGAGGACGAUGAUGAGAACGAGGAGGUUGACCCGUUUAAAUCACUUUGGAACAAGGGAACCAAAAGCAUGUCCCGAUUCUUUUCUGCUCUGAACGACAUUGAGACCAAGAGCUUGAGCUUAACCAAGGAGGUGCUCAAACAGAGAUAUCAGAUGGAGAUCUCCAUUGCGAAUAUCCAGAGUAAGAUGAAAUCGUCCUGGGCUAAAUUUGACGAGAUUGAAAAAAAAUCUAAAAUUCUCUACAGACACAAUUCAGAUAAGACAGCCAAUGAGAAUUUUGAGUUUGAGUCCGAUGAACAAAGGAUUGUUAAAUUUAAAACCGACGAAAAAAACCUUAACUGUGAAAAUUGUAAAUCCACUUGCCACAGAUAUUGCGAUCCACCAUUACAUGCCCCUUACUUUUGUAAGGUCUUUAUCAAUCAUUGUUUUAGCGCAAGAUGUACACAAUGCAAAGAUAAGUGCCCAGUACCGAAUCAUAGCCGUGAUAAUUUCUACUGGGGUUUCGAGAUGGUGAAAGUCAAACAAACCAGCAUGGAGCUGAAAGCAAAGUAUCAGAAGGCCUCUGAGGAAGCCAUAUCCGUUGAAGAUGUCAUCAAAAGGAUGAAAGAGGAGUGCAAAUGCAUAGAGGACGAGGUGGUCAAGCUGAUAGAGCAAUCAGUCGAGUGUCAAAACACCCUGAAUGAGAUCGCUCUGAACCCAAGUCCCCUCUCAACAUCUGAAUACAUGACUUGCUGAUAGAGGGAGAGAAGACAGCGUCCAAGCCCGGCUACCAGAAGCGCAUCGAUAAACUCCAGGGCAUGAAGGCGGGAACCAUUAUGAUGGGGAAGGUUGCUAGCGGGGCCACGGUAGCCUCGAUGUGGGAGCAGGACAGUCCAGUGGUUAGUACCUCUCCCAGCGCAAAAGGGACUGGGUCCAUUUAAUAGCAUGUGUCUACAUAUUAAAGCUUUUGAUUUGAUUACAAGGUUGCUCUUGAUGAGAAUUAACAGAGCAAUGCAAUUGCUAGAAAUUAAACAUGUUGAUGAAAAUGUUUUGUUAAAAAUAUAUAUAUUGGGUCGCAAAUUGGCAGAGUAAAAUGCAUAAAUACGCUUUGUGAUUUAUUUUCCUAAUUAAAAUAGAGUGUUUGUUUAGCUCAGUUGCUGUUCGGCAACUGAUCUGCACUCUCUUUCUCUCUUCUGUUGAAACUUGAUCAUAACAUUGGAUAUGGCUGUAAUGUACUUUUUUGAUAAGAUAAAUACUUUUCUUAUUAUUUUCAAAUUCAUGGUUUGCUGUGUUCUUAAUCAAUAGUUUAUAAAUGUAUAUGUUACGGCAAUUCAUCAUGCAUUCUUGUUAAGUUUGGGUCCCAGGGAGACCCCAAAUGUCUCUUUUGGAUCUCGAACUGAAAAGGUUUUGGACCCCUCUAUUAGAGAUGAACAAAUGCUCUCAAAACAAUAUUACCUAAUGUAUAAUGUUGACACAUAUGUUACCUAAAAGAGAAUUAAAGAUGAAUACGAUGAUC
This is a messenger RNA of Gadus macrocephalus (Pacific cod), 2355 nucleotides long. RefSeq lists its product as uncharacterized. The record is from RefSeq and is a predicted model, not a curated record. The transcript has a single exon. Lineage: Eukaryota; Metazoa; Chordata; Actinopteri; Gadiformes; Gadidae. Gene Ontology annotation, molecular function: GTP binding. The coding region runs from base 84 to 1595 and encodes 503 amino acids.